Molecule: messenger RNA, 1483 nt
Organism: Centruroides sculpturatus (bark scorpion)
Lineage: Eukaryota; Metazoa; Arthropoda; Arachnida; Scorpiones; Buthidae
Product: alpha-tocopherol transfer protein-like
Exons: 6
Coding region: 336-1346 (336 amino acids)
Cellular component (GO): membrane
Molecular function (GO): phosphatidylinositol bisphosphate binding
Source: RefSeq, a predicted model, not a curated record
UCAGUCCGUAAUUUUUGGAAAAGAUUAUUUCAGAUAAACAUGGAAAUUACAAUGAAUUUAAGCAACAAUUACAAAGGAUAAGUUUUUUUUCACGAUUAUCGUGUUUUUCAGAUACACAUGAUUCAUAUAGACAGGUUCUAUUUUAUUUGUGUAAUCAGCAAUUUUUGCUGUAAGAAAAUUACGCAUUCUUUUUGUUUUUCUGUUAUAAAGUAAAUGUUAAUGAAAUUGGAUUGGUUCACAACGUCAUAACAGAUUCGCCUAUUGGCUAUUAAGCCAGAUAACAAGAUGUACUUUAGGUUCAUUUUGUCACGUAACAGAAGACUCUGGAUAACAUAAUGUAUCAAGAAACCACAAUGGAUAUUAAGUGUUCAAUAUUCGAAGAAGAGAAAGAAGAAUUUCCAUGGGAUGAAAAUGUCUUAAAGGAAUUUAAAAAAUCGAUCAAAGACCAAGGAAUUCAUUGUCUUAUGGACGACAUUUUUCUUCUUGGAUUUCUACGUGCUAGAAAGUUUGAUAUAGAGAGUUCCCUUCAGUUGCUUAAGAAUUAUUAUAACAUGAGAGUAAACAAUCCACAAUUUUUUAAGAAUCUUCUUCCUUCUAAAUUGGAGCAUGUUUUGAAGAUGAAUAUUUUUCAAUUUUUGCCGAAACCUGACCAGGAUGGAACGUAUAUUUUGAUUUGUAGAUAUUGUAACUGGAACACAUCUGUUGCAAGUGCAGCUGAUUUAUGGCGUGUUAUAAUGCUUUGUAUGGACCUUCAAUUAACAUUACAUCGAACUCAAGAAAAGAAAAUCAUUUGUAUUGUAGAUGCAGGAGGAUUAACUUUGUCGCAUUUCUACCAUCUCUCACCAAACAUCAUCUACUGGUUAGCGAUGCUUAUUGCUAAAAAUUCUUAUAUUAUUGGAUACAAGGCAGUGCAUUACGUAAAUCUGAAUAGCAUAAUGAAAGCUGUUUUAAGUGUUUUACUCCCACUUCUAUCUGAUGAACUGAAGAAAAAGUUACAUUUUCAUUCUGAUAUGAAGACUUUACACGAAUUCAUCAAUCCUGAUUGUCUGCCCUUGGAAUAUGGAGGAAUUUUGCCAGGAUACGAUCCUACUGAAGCCAAUAAUAUGAUUAGAGCUAAUGAAGAAUUCUACAAAAGAAACGAAGAAUACGUAAAACUGUAUGAAGAAGAAAGUAAGAGAAGUUCUAAAGAAGACAGAUUUACAAACGUUAUCGAAGAUCCACAAGAAGAAAAAAUGAAAAAAUUUAUAGAAAAAUCAGAAGAAAAGUUUAAACGUUAUUCUAACAAUCCAGAAGCUUUUUUGGAUUCAUUGAAAGAAGAUUUGGAAUUCGAAAUUACUCUGUUUUAAUAUGAUUACAUUAAUUUUGUACUUACUGUUGAAUUAUAUAACCAGAAGUAGAAUGUAGUUAGGCGACAACAGUUUACAUUGAAAACAAAUUGUGAAUUAUGGUUUUCAUUUAGAUGUGUAAUUAAUAAUUAAAAUAU